Cylindrotheca closterium is the source of this 540-nucleotide messenger RNA. NCBI's taxonomy places the organism in Eukaryota, Bacillariophyta, Bacillariophyceae, Bacillariales, Bacillariaceae. The record is from the annotation of a GenBank genome assembly.
AUGGCGUCCCUCAAGACCUUUCGAGAAGAAUUGGUCAAGCAGAAGAGAAAUGGCGUCCCUCAAGGUGAGUUUGAUUGUCGGAUGCUGCAAUUGUCAAUCAUGUUUACAAAAGCGGUCGCUCAUAUCUUGACAUGUUUGUAUUCACCCAACAGUACACCGUCGUCACCGCAUGACUCCUUCAAACCUAUCAAGACCUUUCAAGAAGAAUUGGUCAAGCAGAAGAGAAAUGGCGUCCCUCAAGUACAGACUUAUCAAUCCAUCUCUGGGGAGAAUCCAUCUAGCAGAAGAGAAAUGGUGUCGCUUGAGACUCGUCAAGCCAUCUCUGAGAACAAUCCAUCCAGCAGAAGUGAAAUGGCGUUGCUCAACAAGACUUAUCAAAUCAACCGAACAGAAGAGAAAUGGAGUAUGUCAAGACUUAGUAUCAAGCCAUCUCUGAAGAGAAUCGAUCCAGAAGAAAAGAAAUGGUGUCCCUCAAGACUCAUCAAGCCAUCUCUGAGAAGACUCCAUCCAGCAGAAGAGAAAUGGCAUCGCUCCAGGUAA